AAACAAACGGAGAAGGUGAGGCGGCUCGGACGGAAGCACACAGACAUCCUGCAUCUUAUCGUUGAAUGUGAUAUUUCGGAUAAUGCAGUCUUCCAAGAGGAGUGAGAGCGACUGGCAGGGGCUCGUCAGCGAGUUCCUGAUAUGUAAGCGUAAACUGGAAAGUAAGAAAGAGGCCCUGCUCAUUCUGUCUAAAGAGCUGGAUACCUGUCAGCAGGAAAGAGACCAGUACAAGCUGAUGGCCAAUCAGCUGAGGGAGCGUCACCAGGGACUCAAGAAGAAGUACAGGGAACUCAUUGAUGGUGAUCCCUCUUUGCCGCCAGAGAAACGCAAUCAAGUGAACCUGGCUCAGCUGUUGAGAGACUCGAGGGAACGAGUGAAGCAGCUUGCUGAGGAGGUGAAGGAGCUGACUCAGAGGCUUGCGGAGGCCCAGGGGGAUAACAAGCUCCUGAGGAUGACUAUUACUCGACAGAGGCUCGGGGAUGAGGAGGUGGGGGCACGCCACUUCCCUGCCCAUGAACGUGAGGAUCUGGUUCGCCAGCUAGAGAGAGCGGGGCUGCAGAUGGAGGAGAUGGAGCACAACAUGAAGGCUCUGACAGAUGAGCUGCAGGACGUGAAGGCGGAGCGCAACGUGUUCAGGGAGAAAGCCGAUCGACUCAACAUGGAACUCAACCACGUCUUAGGCAACCGUGAGGCUCGCAUCAUUGAUGUGGACGCCCUCUGCAUGGAAAACAGGUAUUUGCAUGAGCGUUUCAGCCAACUGCAGGAGGAGGUGAAUCUGCUGAAGUCAAACAUCAUGAAGUACAAGACAGCUCUUGAGAGGAGGAAAAACUCCAGCACAUAUGGGAAAUCAAACAGCAGUCCCCUCACUGGAGUCCUCUCAGCCAAACAAGUUCAGGAGAUGCUCCUGGAGGAGCAGGGCUGCAGCCUGCCAGCCACACCUCAGUCCAUCUCUGACCUCAAGUCCCUGGCCACAGCUCUGUUGGAGACCAUCCAUGAGAAGAAUCUGGUCAUCCAGCACCAGAGGCACACUAACAGGAUCCUUGGAAACAGAGUUGCAGAUUUGGAAAGAAAGCUAAAGACCUUGGAGGUUUCAGGACUGUGGAGCCUUCCAGGGACACGGGAGAAUAUCACACUGAAUGAAAACCUUCAACCAGAGCUUCAUCCAACACGCGCUCCUUCCCAGCCAAACAUGCCCAGAGUGCGGCCACCCAAAGAUGACAGAAGUUCACAUGAAUCACCCUGGGAAAGGCACAACGCUGGCAGCGACCUUGGCACAGAUGGUGUCAGCAGGGAAGACGCACCUGCACUGCUCAACAGUCAGGAGCCUCGAACAGGGGUGGAGACGAAUGGGAUUGACAGGAGAGGGGGAGAAGUAGUGACCCUGACGGAAGAUCCAGUCUCCUUAGAGCUGGAGGAGGGGCGGAGUCCAGUGGAAGAGGCGGGACAUGAGGUAGAAGGAGUUGAAGAUGAAGAACUAGGUUCCACAGUGGAGGAAGGAGAAGAAGCGGCAUUGGCGCUGGAUGUGCCACCCACCAAAUCAGACCUUCCAUGGCUUCCAGUUAAACAGGCCUCUGUCGAUCCUUCAGAGGUGGGUCAUCAGCCCUGUGAAACCCAGGACAGUAAGUCUUUCAAUGUACCUGAACAUGUAGAAGCCUCUGUAUCAAUUCCAGAGAACCAAGCCACAGAGGUGUCAAGUACAGGGGAGUGGGACAUUCACUGUCAGUCUGCGCAGAGUGACACCUGUCAUAGUGACAACUUGGCAUGAUCUGAAGUCACAGAAAGACUUGAGAAGUUUAUUUUAAUCCUGGUCCGUGUUGUUCUGUAUGAUGAUUGCAUUAAUCAUCUGUAGUUGCAUUCCCACAGCGUAGCCACCGCUCACCAGCUCCCUGCUCCAGCUGACAGCUCUGUUUUAGUCAAUAAAACACAGAGAAAACACUUUCACUUUUCAGCCACCGUUGACAGAGCCGGAGGUGCAUUUGUAUCUAGACAGGCUUGUUACUGCGCAGGAACAGGCAAUCUUGAAAUCAAUGGAGUUGCAAACUUCAUGCCCUACAGGAAGAGAGUAGCUACGAAAAUAACAAAUAUGGCAGCCUCAACGCCUGGUCCCCGUAUUCCCUUCUUAUUUUCCCCUGCGAUAAGAGAGUCCCAAUUGUUUGCUUAUUCCUCUUCCUAAGGGAUGCCAAUAAACUGAGUGCUGCAUUUCACUGUUACUCUCAUAGGGGAUUCAGAUUGGCUCCAAAACUUCUAAUGAAUUUGUUGUAGAUAUGUGUAAAAUAAUAAUAUUAA
Molecule: messenger RNA, 2286 nt
Organism: Toxotes jaculatrix (banded archerfish)
Lineage: Eukaryota; Metazoa; Chordata; Actinopteri; Toxotidae
Gene: ccdc149a
Product: coiled-coil domain containing 149a
Exons: 12
Coding region: 83-1765 (560 amino acids)
Source: RefSeq, a predicted model, not a curated record